Acyrthosiphon pisum (pea aphid) is the source of this 2490-nucleotide messenger RNA. RefSeq names its product Actin-related protein 2 (gene Arp2). Lineage: Eukaryota; Metazoa; Arthropoda; Insecta; Hemiptera; Aphididae. The record is from RefSeq and is a predicted model, not a curated record. The transcript is spliced from 9 exons. The coding region runs from base 425 to 1609 and encodes 394 amino acids.
UGUUAUCAUUUUCGUCGCCUUGUCGGAACGCCCGCCACACCUCACGUCCGUACAUCGGACGAAAAUGUUCGAUAAUUAUUGACUAAUGUUGUUCGAUUUAUCUUUUGGCGCCGUCAUCGGAACAAUUUAAUCGCGGCGUUCGUGCAGGUGUCAAAUAAAAUCACCGGUAGUAGCUGCAGUUACGGCCGAUUGCCUAGCUGGUCGGCGUCAUCUCCAGACCGGACACGAGCACGCACGCACGCACGCACGCACCACUUCGAUCAAAAGAAGACAGUCCAGUUUGACCGGACUUGAUAACUUCACGAAUGAAAUCCCGUCGUUGUUUUUUGUAAAAUAAACGCUAAAGUGUGCGCAUCAGUCUGUAUACAUCUCGUCGGCGGAUUUUGUUCUCUUUUCAAAGGACUAUAACGCUCUUACCGCCGCAAUGGACAGUCGCGGCCGGAAAGUCAUUGUCUGCGACAACGGGACAGGGUUUGUGAAAUGCGGCUAUGCUGGCACUAAUUUCCCCGCUCAUAUAUUUCCAUCAAUGGUUGGUCGACCAAUCAUUCGAGCACACAACAAAAUUGGUGAUAUUGAAGUUAAAGAUUUGAUGAUUGGUGAUGAAGCUAGUCAGUUACGAUCUAUGUUAGAUGUUACAUAUCCAAUGGAAAAUGGAAUAGUGAGAAAUUGGGACGAUAUGUGCCAUGUUUGGGAUUAUACUUUUGGACCAAAAAAGAUGAAUAUUGAUCCAAAGGAAUGUAAAAUUAUGUUAACAGAACCUCCAAUGAAUCCAAUCAAAAAUAGAGAAAAAAUGAUAGAAGUGAUGUUUGAAAAGUAUGAAUUUAAUGCUGUUUAUGUAGCUGUUCAAGCUAUUCUAACAUUAUAUGCUCAAGGUUUGCUUAGUGGAGUAGUUGUUGAUUCUGGUGACGGUGUUACUCACAUUUGCCCUGUAUAUGAAGAGUAUGUUUUACCACAUUUAACUCGAAGACUAGAUAUCGCAGGUCGUGAUGUCACUCGUUAUUUAAUAAAGUUGUUAUUAUUAAGAGGAUAUGCUUUCAAUCAUUCUGCCGAUUUUGAAACUGUAAGAAUGAUGAAAGAAAAGUUAUGUUAUGUUGCAUACAACAUUGAGACUGAACAAAAAUUAGCUUUGGAAACUACUGUUCUUGUACAGUCAUACACAUUACCAGAUGGUCGUGUUAUCAAAGUUGGUGGUGAAAGGUUUGAAGCACCUGAAGUAUUAUUCCAGCCACAUUUAAUAAAUGUUGAAGGCCAAGGUAUUGCAGAACUAGUGUUCAACACAAUCCAAACUGCUGAUAUUGAUAUGAGAACUGAAUUAUACAAACAUAUUGUGCUCUCUGGUGGUUCAACAAUGUAUCCUGGACUACCGUCAAGACUGGAACGUGAAAUUAAACAACUUUAUGUGGAACGAGUGUUGAAAAAUGAUACUACUACUUUAUCAAAACUUAAAAUCCGUAUUGAAGAUCCGCCAUUGCGUAAAGACAUGGUGUUUAUUGGUGGAGCUGUAUUAGGUGAAGUAACAAAGGAUAGAGAAUCGUUUUGGUUAUCACGCGAAGAGUACCAGGACAGAGGAAUAUCUAUUUUGGAUAAGCUUGGGCCAAGAGCUGGAUAAACUAUUAUCUCAAUUUAACUGAAUAUAAAAUAUAAGCAAUACAUUUUUUUUUAAACGAAACCCAUAUUUAUUACUUAUAAAAACAAUAAACAAUGCGCUCGUAAAAUUAAACAUUGACUCAAAAUUGACACGCCUAAUAAAAAUUACAUGAUUACAUCUGUUCAUAAAUGUAUAGCUUAGAACAAAUAAGCUAAAUAUCUAUUCUAUAAAAUACAUACUUCCAAUUUAAAAUAUGCUUUAUGAAAUGUAUAAGAAAUAUAAAUUUCUUUUAUUCUUUUCUUUGAGUUUUAUGUUUUUACAUGGGCGCAUUAUAAUAUAUUAUUGUUAUAUUGUUUAUAUUUUUUAAUUAAUAUUAUUUUUACGUACCAGCGAAGCCACUUUAUGUUUAAGUUAAAUAUUAACAGGAAUAGAAGUUCUAUUUAUACUAAUUUAUAGUGUAUAAUUCAAUAUAAUUGGAACACCAAAUACCAAUAUACGUUUUUUCUACAAUACAUCAUGUUAUUUGUUUGCUUUUUUUAAAAAAGUAAUUUUUAUAUUUUACCUUUAAAUUCAUUGUGUCAACUAAUAUAAUAAGAAUUUUAUUGUAUUAGGUAUGUAAUUCCAUGCAAUAUUUAUAUUUUUCAACUAAGAAAAUAUAAUAUAAGUGAUAACGUGUUUGAAUUGUUAUAGUUUAAAAUUACAAUAAGAUUAACUUUAAAAAAAGACAAAAUAAAAUACCUGCAAAGCUGUACAGUGGCAAAUCAUGUAGAGAGUAAUUUGACAAUGUCUACCAAUGUCUUAAAAACAUUAUUCUUAAAUGAUUUUAUGUUGAUUUAGUAGGGUUUGUUACAUAUUUUGUAAUUUCCAUAAGAUAAAUAACAAUAAAAUAAUUUCUACUUGAA